Molecule: messenger RNA, 2384 nt
Organism: Megalobrama amblycephala (Wuchang bream)
Lineage: Eukaryota; Metazoa; Chordata; Actinopteri; Cypriniformes; Xenocyprididae
Gene: cep41
Product: centrosomal protein 41
Exons: 12
Coding region: 274-1398 (374 amino acids)
Biological process (GO): protein polyglutamylation; cilium assembly
Cellular component (GO): ciliary basal body
Source: RefSeq, a predicted model, not a curated record
CAUCAUUCAGGCACCUGCAAAGGACCACAUGGUCAUGAAGCAAACCUCUGUCUGUCACUGCAGAGUUGAAACAGCAUUGGAAAUAACGCCGUUGCUUAGCAACAACCCCAAACGGUAAAGUAGUAGAACUCAACAUUGAGGUUAAAAGAACACCGUCACUGAUUGGAUAAUCAAUUCGACGGACCAAUCAGUGAAGACGUUGCUCAAAGAGGCAACGCUUUGAGUUUUGAUUUUGGAAGCUAACGUUAGCCGCCGAAGCUCAGCUACUAGAAGAUGUCGGUCAAGCGGGCGAUUGGCGAUUCAGAGUUUUUAAAGAAGAGGAUUCCACAGAACCCCAAAUAUCUACAUGUAAAAACAAGACUUGAUACAGGCUACAGCCUGACAAAAUACAUGGAGAGACUAGAGGAGACCAGGAAAAACUACAGAUAUAAGAAGGACGAGCUAUUUAAAAGACUGAAAGUGACUACAUUUGCACAGCUGGUACUCCAAGUUGCUUCAGUGUCAGAUCAGAAUGACAACAUUAAAGAUGAAAUGCCAGGAUUAGACGAUGAUGUUUCAAUAUUCUCGGCGUCACCGGGGCUCGACCGUCUCUCCGAUCAGACUAAUUGCUCCCCAGAGCCGACACUUCUCAACCCACAGAGUAUCAACAAUGACGAAUCCGGUGACAAUGGGUUUUCUUCUAGAUCUACACUCCAAAGUGUCAUCAGUGGCGUGGGAGAAAUGGAUCUGGACAAGAAUGGACAGAAGACCAUCCGACUGUCUCCAGUGUCUACCUCCAACAUCACAGAGUGCCCUUUUCCUGACUGCCCGUAUCUGUUGCUGGAUGUGCGGGACAGAGAGCAGUAUGACCAGUGCCAUAUUAUAAGUGCAUAUAGUUACCCCAUUGCGACCUUAUCGAGGACAAUGAACCCAUACACGAAAGAAGUCCUUGAUUAUAAAAAUACAUCGGGAAAGAUCAUAAUUUUGUAUGAUGAAGAUGAGAGGAUAGCAAGUCAGGCGGCCACCACCAUGUGCGAGAGAGGCUUCGAGAAUCUCUUCAUGUUGUCAGGGGGUUUAAAAGUGGUUGCUCAGAAGUUCCCUGAGGGAAUGACAACAGGCUCCAUUCCCAUCUCCUGUCUGCCGUCACCCCCGGGACCUGGAGGUCGUAAGCGAUCGGUGCCACAGCAGACGUCACAGGCAGCGGAAAAAAAGUGGCGGUUCACCUCGGAGGACCUUAACAAAAUCCAGCAUUACCUAGAGGAGGUGUUCAUACCCAGCGAGCCCAGCAGUCGCCUCAGCAGCAGAAUGUCCACCAGCAGCGCUCGUUCCAAAGCGUCUACAGCUCGGAGCAGUCGACAGGGCUCAUCCAUUGUAGGAUCAGAGAGCGCUCGUUCACGGAGCAGUCGACCUUGGAAAUAACCUUCAGUUUCACUCGCACCAUUGUCAUCUUCACUUCAGUGCAAAUAAAGCCUUUAUAUUUUACUUUUGCAGGAUUCCUGUGAACAUCUGUGAUGGACACUCUAAACUACUGGCCACAUGCACAUGGUUUAAUUCUCAGAAGUACACUGGAAGAAACUGAACAUUUUUGGUCCUGGUACUACACACAAAUGGCACUGUUUUACGAUUUCAGUUAAUACACAUAUCUACGCACUGUAGACUUUAAAUCCAAACUACAUGUUUAAAAUCUAAUCUAAUUUUUACUAUAAUGAUGGUAUAGGAUGUCUAGGGUUUGACAUCUAGCUAUUUUAAUGCACAUGUUGGGUUCUUCUAUAUGUUACGCAAGAAAGCAGGUCUUAGUGGAAGGACUCCACCUCUUGGUGGUCAUUUUAUUUGCUUUAGUUGUGCUUUAACAUGAUGUGUUCAUUGAGCAUGCUGGUUUAGCUACUGUAAGUUUACUUGCUCAGUUGAGACAGUAUGUACAGUAUUUUAGAUGUGCUAGAUGUUUUUUAUGCCUUAAAGCCAGAGCUUGUCUGUUUGUUCAAUGCAUUUAUUUAAAUUAUGCUUUCUGAACCAUGUGCGGAAAGAUUUUCCUUCAUAAUCUGCAUCUACUCAACUGUGAUUUGAAUAUUAUGAAGUGCAGAUGUGAGUGCUGGCUUUAAUGAAGUUGAUGUUGCUGUGUGAAACUUUGCUUUGUCUGUUGCAGAGCGUGAUGAAGGAAAUUAAAGUGCAUUUAUUGGAGUCAGUGUUGGUGGAAUGUGUACAUGGAGAGGUAGAAAGAGCUUUGACUGGUUUGUUUGGCCUUUGUUGUCCAUGUUUCUGUGCUGAUUGACUGAAAUCAGUUAUUCUUUUCUUUCUAAACAUUGUUUUAUUGACCAAUGGAUAAUUUAAUGUAGUCUAUAUAAUGAAAACUACCUGGUUUGUUCUUUUGUAAUGAAAGUGUGAAUAAAGAUCAAUUUUAUAUUGUA